AUGCUGGCCAGGAAUUUUCUAAGUAAGGUUUUUGUUUACGGCGAGGAAGAGCUCAGGAUUAAGUUUAAUGAUCUCAAGGCUGCUGAAAAUUUCGUUAGAUUCCGUCGACCACAACUGGUCAAGUGUGUUAUUGUUAAAGCAUGGGAGAGAAUAAGUCAACUAAGAUCGGUGAUUGGUCCUCCUAAGAAAUUUGAGAUCUUUGACCGCCCAUAUGAUGCACUUACUGAGAAGAUAGAAAUUGAUUUAUUGGUUGGAAUGAGAAGAAAGUUGGAAGAGGAAUUCUCUGAUAUGAAGAUGAUUCAGGUAAUGAGGUGGCGGAUGAGUUGACCAAAGAAGCCGCAUCUGAAGAAGAGGAUAAGAGUUUAUAUGUGACGGUACAAGAUCUGAGGAGAGUAUUUAAGACAGAAACAUGGAACUAUACACAAGAAACUAUAACAAGAGAGGCAUUGUAUAAAGGAAAAUUUUAUUUUGAAAAUUAUUAUAAUAGUAGUAAA
Molecule: messenger RNA, 494 nt
Organism: Mycetomoellerius zeteki
Lineage: Eukaryota; Metazoa; Arthropoda; Insecta; Hymenoptera; Formicidae
Exons: 2
Coding region: 1-327 (108 amino acids)
Source: RefSeq, a predicted model, not a curated record